AUGCUUUUGCCUACCUAUAUAACUCACAGCGAGCCAUAUCAGGUCGCAUCUAGCUCACCUGUUGAAAUGGAGGACAAUCCUAUUUUUUCGCACAAUAAGUCACCACUGCCAGACUGGUGGAAGGCCCCAGACCCCAAAAAGUUCCCUAUAAAGGCUUUUCUAUUUCGUGCACUCUGCUUGAUCUCGGUAGCCAGACCCUCUGUCGACCACCACUGGCAGUCUUUCACAGACGAUGACGAAUGGGAGAAACAACAGAGGAAGAUUAUCAAUCGAUUGUGUAACACUAACAUAGUGGCUGGCUUGGUGCUCACUACUUCCGCGGUCUUUGUUUCAACACAACCACCCCUGACAUCAUUUCUUCCUUAUGCAUUGCGUGGUUCCUAUAUUUUUGUCUUUUUGUCAUUCGUACAUGCGCUCGGUUCUAUGUUGUGCGGUUUAGCGGUGGUUAACAUAUACGAAGCCUGUGAUCGAACAUGGGUUAAAGACGUUUGUAGCGAAUCUGGCCUUGCACGUAUCGAUAUGCACGCAAUUGCAGGUCUUGACGGCUUCGCGCUUUCGAUUGUGUUGUACGCUUGUGUUCAUCGGCUGGCCGAGUAUAUCCCUCACUGUUUCUAUGAUUUUGUUAAUACUAGCAAUCCUGAUCGCAUGUUAUGCUCCCGGAGUUUGGUGGGUUCAAUGCUUGGUGACGAUAGAAGUCUUGUCCUGGGCAUGGCUACCUCCUCUCUUCGUCUGGUGCGCAAUCCCUCAAAUGGAUCGCAAAGAGAGUGGAGAAUCACAGGGUCUUGAUACAAUAGUAGACUAUGUUCGAUCAUUUUGCUUCAAUUGCAAAAUGACGAACCCCCGCGCCAAAUUUUAGAUCUUGAUCAAACUCCAGAACAAUUCUAGAACUGCCAUUCGAUUAUACAAGCAAC
Molecule: messenger RNA, 911 nt
Organism: Suillus fuscotomentosus
Lineage: Eukaryota; Fungi; Basidiomycota; Agaricomycetes; Boletales; Suillaceae
Exons: 7
Coding region: 1-786 (261 amino acids)
Source: RefSeq, a predicted model, not a curated record